Messenger RNA from Contarinia nasturtii (swede midge), 1260 nucleotides. Its product is annotated as extensin-like. The transcript is spliced from 16 exons. Lineage: Eukaryota; Metazoa; Arthropoda; Insecta; Diptera; Cecidomyiidae. The coding region runs from base 150 to 1232 and encodes 360 amino acids. The record is from RefSeq and is a predicted model, not a curated record.
AGUUUAACAGGAAAUUUUCAUAUUAAUGAUUGCAUUCGAUUUUUGGUAUUGAAAAUUUUAGUAUAAAAGAUGCUGUGAGUGAUGGAUCAAAAUCAUUCGAACACAUUUGUUCAAGUGAAUUGGACCGGAAAAUAUCCAAACAUUACAAGAUGAAAUUCCUUCUGGUUGUGGCUUUCGUCGUCGCUGCCGUUAGCGCUGACGUUUCGCAUUUAUCGGGUUACAACUAUAACCAGCCACGAGCUGCUCCACAACCGCAAUCAGGUUAUAACUAUGACUGUCCGCAACCAUCUUUUGACGAUCAUGCGAACUCUGCACCAGCACAAAGUUAUCUUCCACCACAACCAGCUCCAGCACCCCAAUCAAACUACUUACCUCCAGUAGCAGCAGCUAGCCACUCUCCACAAUCACAAUCGGGUUACAACUAUGACCAACCAAAACCAUCAUUUGACGAUCAUGCAAGCUUUGCACCAGCACAAAGUUAUCUUCCACCACAACCAGCUCCAGCACACCAAUCCGCACCAGCACAUAGUUAUCUGCCCCCACAACCAGCCCCAGCACCGAAAUCAAACUAUUUACCUCCAGUAGCACCAGCUCAACAACCAAAAUUGGGCUACAACUAUGACCAACCAAAACCAUCAUUUGACGAUCAUUCAAGCUCCGCACCAGCUCAAAGCUAUCUUCCACCACAGCCAGCUUCAGCACCAAAAUCAACCUAUUUGCCUCCAGUAGCACCAGCUCAAAGCUUGCCACCACAAGCUGCUUCAAAAUCACAAUCGGGUUACAACUAUGACCAACCAAAACCAUCAUUUGACGAUCAUUCAAGCUCUGCACCAGCACAAAAUUACCUGCCACCAGCACCAAAAUCAAACUAUUUACCUCCAGCAGCACCAGCUAAACAAUCACAAUCGGGCUACAACUAUGACCAACCAAAACCAUCAUUUGAUGAUCAUUCAAGCUCUGCACCAGCACAAAGUUAUCUGCCCCCACAACCAGCCCCAGCCCCAAAAUCAACCUAUUUGCCUCCAGUAACACCAGCUCAAAGCUUGCCACCACAAGCUGCUCCACAAUCACAAUCGGGUUACAACUAUGACCAACCAAAACCAUCAUUUGAUGAUCAUUCAAGCUCCGCACCAGCACAAAAUUACCUGCCACCAGCACCUAAAUCAAACUAUUUACCACCUCAAGCUGCCGCUUCUUCAGAUGGAUAUAACUACAAAAAACCAUCUUACUAAAGCGAUUGUGUUCGCAUGAAUAUUUGUU